Aspergillus mulundensis is the source of this 1650-nucleotide messenger RNA. RefSeq lists its product as uncharacterized. The transcript has a single exon. The record is from RefSeq and is a predicted model, not a curated record. Lineage: Eukaryota; Fungi; Ascomycota; Eurotiomycetes; Eurotiales; Aspergillaceae. Bases 1 to 1650 code for a protein of 549 amino acids.
AUGUCUUUGAUCAACCCCAGCGCUCCAGCCGAUGGCGAGUGCCUGAUCAACCGGCUCCCCCCCGAGAUCCUCAGCAUGAUCUGCGAGUUCCUAGCCCAAGAAGUGGAAAACAAAUGUCCGGCCAUCAUUCAGCGCUCUCUGGGCCACAUUGCACCUUCGAUCACUCGCGAGCGCCGCAACCUUCUGGCCCUUGCUUGCACGUCCAGGCGGUUCCAUGCCGUUGUCCAACCGUUCCUCUACCGCACUAUCAUCCUCACAAACGCUGGCGACCAUCGCCAUCUCCUCCGCGCGCUGGAUAAGCACCCUGAGAUUGCGAAACGGGUGCAGCAUCUCAUCAUGGUUGAGCGUCUGGAGACCGGCCGCCCGUUCAUCUACCGUCCUUCGACGCUCAAGGACGAGGAGAUCAUUAGUGGCCUUCGCCCCGCCCCUAAAGCUCGCUCCGUAAACCCCUUGCGCUGCACCGGGGGAUACAGACCACUGGCCCAUCUCAAGCUGCCUAUACUGUCCGCGCUGGAGGCUCCGAAGAUGCUUGCUGAGCGCGUCCUGUCGCGGGAUAUCGCCAAGCUAUGGACGACCGUCCGCCGCGCCAACUCGUGGAAUGCGAGAUCCUGGAGUCCCUUGCAGAAGAACCAGCGUGACUCCGUCCUUGAUCUGCUGGAACUCCUGCUCCUGCUCCCGCGCCUCAGGCAGUUCCGCUAUCUCCCUUGUCCGGAGGAGCGUCGGUACUGCGGUCCCAUGCAACAAACAUCCCAUGGAUACCCUGAGCCUUUGCCGACUCGGGAAAUAUUCCUGACCAUGCUAGGCAAUCUGCAGCCCACGUCGCAGCCGGUGCUCUACAACGACCUCCUUGCGUGCCUGCAAGACAUCGACAUCCCUGACCUCCGGCACCCGUCAUACCUCAACACCCUGGAUACCAUCAUGUCCCUUCCAAACCUGCACACCCUCCGCUCAUGCGGGUCGAGAUUAAGAGGACCACACGCCGCCACCACAAAGCAGUGGAAGUCAUCGAGCCUCCGCGCCCUUAUCUUCCACCAAAAGGGAUACGACAUCCCCGACAUCCCGCACCUCAUCGCCGCCGUUACCUCCCUCGAAGUCCUGCACCUCGAGCUCUACAGCAAGAGGGAUCUCGUCUACGAGGCAAAUCGCCCCAACGCCGUCGUUGGAGCCCUGGCUCAAGCCCAGGCCGCAACGCUCAGGGAGCUCCGCAUCGUCCAUAGUAGCCCAGGCAAGUUCAGGUACAAUGGGAGGGGGUCGCCCGCCGCACCACGAGUGGAUCUCUCGCUCUUUCACCAGCUUGUCUCUGUUCACCUUCCGGAUGACGUUGUGUUUGACUACAGGGCAGACACGUACCAGGGGCGCAUCAAGCUCCCGCCGCGCCUGGUGGAUCUGGCGGUGGACUGCUUCGCCAGUGCUGAGGGGGCUGCGAAGUGCCUGGAGUGCUUGGCUGAGGCAGUGAAGACAGAACAUUAUUUACCACACCUGCGAAAGAUCAAAAUGGCCGCCUGGAAUAGACCGCCUCCCCCGAUUAUCACUGUUCGCACCAUGCGCGUGUCGACCUUUGAGGACCGCCUUCGAAUGGUUCAGCGCGGUUUUGCUCUGCGGGGUGUUCGGUUUCGCUACGAGCGCAAUGGUCAUGCUGUGAAUUGGUAG